GAGGUACAAACACUUAAGUUUCUGCUAACGUGUUGGAGUAUUUGUUUCGAAGCUCGAUCUUAAUGCAUAUUAUGUGUAGUUGUUAGAAAUCAUAAAGUCGCGGAAUCCUGAUCAAAAAAAUGGGUAAUUCGCCUUCAACUUCGCAAAAUGAAAUACCAGACAAUUUAGCACGUAUCGGUUCAGAUGUGGUUGAAAAGUGUCAACGAACUCGUUUUAUUUUGAAGCUGAAAGUAUAUCCGUGGAUUUUAUUUGAUUUUUUGAAUUUCUGGUCUUCGAUACCAAGAAGCACAUUUUGUUUCGAUUCCCUUAAAUUAGUUGAAUCAAGUAGGCAUGACAAGUCAUUGACUAAUCAAAUUAAGAGAAUCGUAGAAGCUAUGGCCGUAACGGAAGCAGAAGCUGAACGUAUUGUUUCAAUGAUAAAAUAUGAUUUGGUGGAGGCACUUCAGCGUUUUGACUCAUAUGCAUUUGGAUUGCGGAGUGGUAGCGAUACAGAUUCAUAUUUGUUUGAGGCGAUGGAGCGUUUGCAAUGUGUCGGCUCAUAUAGAAAUGGAUUGUGCAGUGAUGAUAGCGAUGUGGAUUUACAUUUUUGUUUGGAAAAUAGAGAAAAAGGCGGAUUCUUAUCGGGUUACCAACGUACCCAAGAGACGAUAUAUUACAUGAAGCUAUUAUUACAAGUACUACGACGAAUGGAGGAAUUACUACGAGCAUCAAAAUCAUUCACCAAAGUAUAUUUACUAGGAGCAUCUCCAUUAUUCACCUAUGUAUAUUAUAGUUAUACACAUAAAGAAGAAGUACCGUUACCAUUGAUGCCGUUACUCACAAUGUAUCAUCCCGUUUCCGGAAAAAAAGUUGAUAUAUCUAGUAAUCCGACCAGUAUCACGAGUACCGAAUUGAUGAAAUUCUACGUUCUUAGUAAUAGAAACGUGAAAUAUUUGACUCUGUAUCUGAAACAUUUAUUGAAAGUGUAUGACCUACACGGUACAGACAAAAUUACCACAACCAUUUUAUUUUGGUUGGUUGUUUUCUUCAUGCAACGUAUGGAUUUAUUACCGUCCGUAUUCGACGCACGAAAACUGCGGAAAAAAAUUGAACGUUAUGAUAACGGUUGGGAUCACAGCGUUCCUGAUAUUGAAAAAACGAAUUCGACAACCGAUUUCGAAGAACUAUUUCCGCUGUUACUUAAUUUUUUAAAAUUUUACAGAGAAUUUGGUUUCUCUCAGUACGUAAUCUGCCCGUUAAUUGGACGCGAAAUUCCGAUUCAUUCUUUUAAAAAUUUACAGUUUAAACACCGAGCGUUUAACGUUUAUGUGGAGAAAUUGAGAAAACACGAGAUCAGUACUGGUUUUCCCAUAAGUUACAUUAAUCUUCAAGAUCCGACAAUUCAUUGUGACAAUUUAGCCGAACAGACUAGUGAAAAUGUUCUCAACUCGUUCAAGAUAUUGUGCGAUCGUCUCCUCGAAAAUUUCACUGCAGAAGAUGGAUAUCAAAAAGAAUACUUGGAAGACUAUUUACCUUGUGACUUGCGUCUUGAAAACAGCUGGUAUUUGCUCACACAGUGCUAUACAUUGUAUUUAAGUUUCGAUCGAGAUUCCCAAGGAAGCUUGAAGAAUGCCAUUCGUGCUGUAAUGGAGGAUAUUUUGGGUUUUAAUUGCGAGUGUAUUGUUCCAAUGAACGGCGAUAGGGGAAAAAAUGAUGAAGAUGUUUCGUACACCUAUUUUCAACUAUCGGCAAGUGCGGAAACAUGGCGAAAUCCGUUCAUUCGUCGAAUUUUCAAGUUGAGUGAUAUUCCUAAGGAUAUAAAUGUAGCUGAAAUGCCGAUUCCUAUUCGCAUUGUUAGUGAAGUAAAUGUGUUGAAAAAAAGUACGAAGAUCAUGGUGGAAAGCAAUCGGCAUUUGCAUAACUUUUUAAAAUCACACUUGCGUGAAAGUUUGACAUCUGUAUUAAUGAAAAAUUGGUUCGACAGAUUUUUAAAAAUUUGUAUUAUUGGGAUAUUUUUUCUAUCUUUUGCAAUUUCUCUAACGUUUGGAUGUUAUUUAAUAUUCGAUCAGAUUUUGGUAAUUUUUAAGGGUAUUAUUGUUGGGUACACAGUUCUAACGAUAUUUUCAUUGUGUCAUCUAGUCCUAUAUUUUCACGAUCUAGAUAGGAGGAGAAACAAGCAACAGGAACAAGCAACUUGAGCAACCAGGCAACAGAAACAAAGUAGUUUGAUUGUGUUGCCUGUGUUGCCUGACGUGUUGCCUCGAAUUUUGUUUGUCUCAUCAUUGAACAAUUUAUUGCUUUUUUUGUGUGACUUGCAUUUUGUCUGUUGUCUGUAGUGAUCAUUUUAAAAUUUUAAUACAAUUACAAUAUUUUUUUUAUCUAA
Molecule: messenger RNA, 2362 nt
Organism: Planococcus citri (citrus mealybug)
Lineage: Eukaryota; Metazoa; Arthropoda; Insecta; Hemiptera; Pseudococcidae
Exons: 4
Coding region: 120-2177 (685 amino acids)
Molecular function (GO): RNA uridylyltransferase activity
Source: RefSeq, a predicted model, not a curated record